Messenger RNA from Lethenteron reissneri (Far Eastern brook lamprey), 3385 nucleotides. RefSeq names its product dynein regulatory complex subunit 1 (gene DRC1). Lineage: Eukaryota; Metazoa; Chordata; Hyperoartia; Petromyzontiformes; Petromyzontidae. Gene Ontology annotation, cellular component: axonemal dynein complex; axoneme. Gene Ontology annotation, biological process: cilium-dependent cell motility; regulation of cilium movement; axonemal dynein complex assembly. The record is from RefSeq and is a predicted model, not a curated record.
CCCUCCCUAACAACGCCCCCUAGCAACGCCCCUUGACUACAGCAUCCCAAACCCAACUGCUUUGAAACGUCUCUUCGCACGAGCGAUUGAUGGCGCGGUGGAUUUAAAAACAAAGUUGGUGGUUUCUAAAUUGCCUUUGAAUCAAAUUCGUUUCGGUGGUGGUGAGGGUGGGGGGUGGGCGAGAAAAUGAGCGCGGAGGAGGCCGACGAGGAGGUGAAGGCGGCCCCUCCGUCCGUGGAGUCGAGCGAUCAGACGGAGCGAAUCGAGGCGCGGAGACUGAGAGUGGCGGCGAGGGUGGAGGCGUUGAAGAGGGCGAUUCUGGGUGAGACAUCCAGCCUAUCACUCGAUGCCCUCACCCAGGGUGGCCAAGCCCAGCGCCGUGAGGAGGAGAGCCGUCAGAGGCUGGACAAGCUUCUGGAAGACGGCACGGAGCUGGUGAGCAAUGUACGUGUGGCGGUGGAUGCCAGAGAGGUACAGAGGCGCGCGCACAACGAGGAAGCGCGAAGGCUGAGGCUGGAGAAGUUAGAGUCGGAAGCCCGCGAAAGCCUCGAGAAAUUCGAACGCAUCGCCAGCGGUUGGCACGCGCCGCUCGGCGGCUUGAGGGACUUCAGCGGAAAGACUGGGGUAACCGCCGAUGGGGCCGUCAACGCUGCCACCAACGGGACCAAGCGGGCCCUCCCCGUGCCUCAGGCGCUGCGAGAUGCCCUGCAUGCACAGCAGAAGCUGUGCGCCGCUCUCAUCGAAGACAAGAACAAGCUCAUCACUGAACUCGAGCAGGAGCUCAAGACACACGAUGAACAGUUUGUUCGAGACCUUAAGCGACAGGCGACCGACAUAGAACUUCUCACGGAGCGGAUGGAGGAGCAGGCACGCAGCGUCGCCCAGACAUGCCGUGAAGAGAUGACGAGCCUGGAGAAAGAGUUUGAAGCAGAGAGGCGUGAGCUGCUGGAGAAAAACCGCAAGGAGUGGGAGCAAGCGACACACACCAGGCGAGACAGGGAGGAGCAGCAGCUGGAGGGGCGACUGCGUCGAGCCGAGGAUCAAGAGCAGCAGCUUCAGGACUUGCGGCGACAGGGGGUGGAGGAGAUCAACGAGAUCAAGGAAAAGCUGGAGGGCGACGUGCAGGCCCUGCAGCAGCAGCUGCAGCAGAUGAAGGCUACAUACCAACUCAACCAGGAGAAGCUUGAGUACAACUUCCAUGUGCUGAAAAAACGUGAUGAAGAGAAUGCCUUGGCCAAGGCUCUGCAAAAACGCCGGCUCACAAGGCAGCAGGAUUUGUUAACCUCCUUGAAGGCCCGUUACGCCAAGAUGGAGCGGCAGUACAAGGACGAAAACUUGUCUUUGGCGAGCGACUUCACGCGGAUGUCCGAGGAGCAGCAGCAGGUGCAUAGCCUCACCAGUCACUUUGGCGGUGUGGACGCGCGCCGUUUCCGUGGCGUGUGGCUCAUGGCGGAGGAGGAGGCACGCCGCCUCGCUCGCCGGGCCCUUGACGCCGACCGCGCCAUCACCGAGCAGCAGCUGGGCCUAGACUGGGAGGCCCCCCCUGACUCCGAGGCCCUCCUGGUUGGGCCCAGCCGUCUCGCCGUGGGCAGCCACCGGACGGCCGCAGAGCUCACCAAGAGCAUCCUCACCACGCCCGGAGGGCUGAAACAAGAGGAUGAGGAGGUGGAGGAAAAGGUUAGAGAGGCAGACACAUCGAAGGAAGGGAGGGAAUCUCCGGCACUUACCCCUGCAACGCUGAAACGAAUCCUAGAGCUGCUCAGCGAUGAAUCGGGUUUCUUGGUGGAGCAGAAGCUGCUGAAGCUGCUGGAGCCUCUACCCCGUGACGAGCGCUCCCUUCUGACGCUGCACACCGUCCUCACCGCUCUGGGUUUGGAGACGGAGGAGGACGUGAAGAAGCUCGCGGAAUUCUUCCUGGCGUUCGGAAAGGAACGGAAGGCGGAACGUGCGCAGCUCUGGGCUGCCGUGAAGGGAAGUGAAAGGGCUGCCUCUUUGAAGAAGGAGAAUGGAGAGGCUGGAGCUGCCAAGGUUGAGGAAGUAGGCGGAGGAAGAGAUAGAAAGGAGGAGAGAGAUGGAGAGCAGUUGAGCGAGCAAGAGAAGGAGGAGAGAGAUGCAGACGGGAGGAAUGGAGGGGAGACAGAAGGAGGACAGCAUCCCUGGGCGCCCACAAGCGAUGAUCUCAUCGACCCCGACGAUGUCCUGUUGGCUCUGAAGCUGUUCAUGAAGGAGCAUCGCAAGCCCAACAGGAGCGGGUUUGACCGAGCGCUGCUGGAGGCCGGGCUUGGUGAGCGCGACGAGGAGCGGGAUCAGGAGUAUUGGCACCAGCUCGCCGGGAUCAUCCCCGACGAGCGCCUCACAGUGUGGGACGCGCUGCUGCAAGGCCUGGACAAGUACCACACGGUGCUGAGUGCCCGAGAGAGCCUCGUCGGUGAGACCGAAGCGCUCAGGCGGCAGAACGCCGAGCUGCGUUUGCUGCUGCAGCAAUACAUGCAUACGCGGGUAAACCCCGAGAUGAAAGAGCCCUCUUCUAAAUCCUUCGAAUGGGCUGUCCUGCCGUGAUCUCCGAACGAGGCCGGGGGUCAAACGAGAAACAAGUGAAGAUCAACCGCGAGGAGGUGCUGGAUGGGACACAAGGUCACAGCCACUGCUCCAAUUACUUGGAGUGGAGAUCACCGUGAGGAGGCGAGGAGGCUUCAGAGGGACAAGGGGUCACAAUUACUGCCCCCGAUACUUGGAGUGCGAGCGUAUAUUUUAUAAUUUCUGAUAAUUUCCAUGGGCAAUUGCCAAAGCGCUCCUGCUAAGGUGGACCUCAAAGACCAUGAAAUGUCACCACUCACAAGUGACAACCGAAAUCUGAAUUUUAUAUAUUUUCCAAGAAAAUAAAUUAAUAACGCAGCCUGUGCAACUACAUUCACCUAUAUGUCCCUUAUAAAGGAAGGACAUUAAUAUGAAAUUGAAUAAGUAGAUGUCAAUCGUAUGGUUAAAUAAAGGACAACAACUGAAGAAGCUGUUCAAUGAAUAAUAAUUAUUGGCUGGUGAAGCCUGCAUUACUACUGUGAGUGUUCACAGGUGAAACAUGCCAGGCCGAGACAGCUGGGGUCUGAAGCUUGACACUUUCACUUUUCUAGUGCUCACUAGCUUGUUCAAUAUAGAGCACCAAUGUAUUUACUUCCAGUGGCUACUAUAAAAUGAUAAUGUGCCAAGGAGAACGAUGCUUGAUUUGAAUUUUGUCAGGAGGGUGGGAGCAAGGGGAAACCAGAGCAACGGCUCUAACUCCAAGAAUUGUGGGUUUCAGAUAUUGUCGUUCUCACAUUCACCUGAAAGCAUUUUACUUUCCCGCAUUUUUAUUUUGCUUUUGAGUUAUUAAAAUAAAUUUUCCGAAUCA